Molecule: messenger RNA, 1330 nt
Organism: Oncorhynchus kisutch (coho salmon)
Lineage: Eukaryota; Metazoa; Chordata; Actinopteri; Salmoniformes; Salmonidae
Product: Krueppel-like factor 13
Exons: 2
Coding region: 1-480 (159 amino acids)
Biological process (GO): regulation of transcription by RNA polymerase II
Molecular function (GO): DNA-binding transcription factor activity, RNA polymerase II-specific; RNA polymerase II cis-regulatory region sequence-specific DNA binding
Source: RefSeq, a predicted model, not a curated record
AUGAAUCUCUCUCUCUCUCUCUCUCUCUGUCUCUCUCUCUCUCUCUCUGUCUCUCUCUCUCUGUCUCUCUAUCUUCCAGGAGAGCGUCCCUUCCCCUGCACCUGGACUGACUGCAACAAGAAGUUUGCCCGUUCGGAUGAGCUGGCCCGUCACUACCGAACCCACACCGGGGAGAAGAAGUUCAGCUGCCCGCUCUGCGACAAGCGCUUCAUGCGUAGCGACCACCUGAUGAAGCACGCUCGCCGCCACUCCGAGUUCCAGCCCGCGAUGUUGAAGCGGCCGUACGGGUGUGGUGGAGGAAUGGGCGGAGGAAUGGGGGGAGUAAUGGGCGGAGGGAUGGGCGGAGGGAUAGGCGGAGGAAUGGGUGUGGUCGGGAGUACUACACGCCCCGGAUCCCUCAGCGACUACAACAGCCGCUCCGACUCGUCCAGCCCCACCCUAAGCCCAAGCCCCACCCUCAGCCCAGCUAACUCGCCUUAAAGCCCCGCCAAACAGCACUUUCAGGCUCUGCCUCCAACGCCCUGAUUGACCCACCCACCCACUAGACAAGACACACACCCACAGACAGGACAGGACUCUUUCAGUCUGUUUUAGGCCUUUUCCACCACAGGGUUUGGGGUUUCUACAUCGGUGCCCUGUGGAAUGUCACAGCCCACAACAGCAUUGCAAUGGAAAUAGGCUAUUUAAACUUUUUUUUUUUUUUUUAUCAUGAUGGUGGUGUUAGACUGGAUCCUCUAGAGGAUCACGCUGGAGUCUUUUUACCACGACAGGUGGUGGUAGAAGGAAUCCUUUCAAAGAACUUGAUGCCUCGUCCCUUGUUCUAACGUCUCACCCUAACUUUGACUUCAAUGGGACUACGCCACAACCCCAGCAGCUACUCUGAUUCGUUAUUUUGUUCAGUAGGGUUCCUCUGAUUGGCUAUGGUCCUAAUUGGGACCUCCCCGCCCCUCCUCCUUUCCAAUGCUUUGUCUGCUUGCUGUAUUGUACUGUCUUCUACAUCAUGUACUAUACUGCCUAUUGGAGAUCAAUCCUUUCAACAGCAAAGACAACAACAUAACAGAAUGCCUUUCUGAUUACAAUAUUUCCAUAGUAUACAAAUGUACCGUGUUGGCAUUGUCUCUUUGAGAAGUCUCAUUGUCCACAUUGUUUAAUAUUGUUUCAUUUUGGUUGUGAUACUUAAAGUUAGCAGAAUCAGCCAAGAAAGAACACAGAACGAGAUAUUCCAUAUUGUAAAUACUACAUUUAUUUGAAAUUGACGAAAGGAGAGAUUUCCAUCUUCAUCCUCAGGAUUAUAAAAAACACACAGUUUCAUUUAUUUUUUUUUAUUUUU